Molecule: messenger RNA, 2232 nt
Organism: Lolium rigidum
Lineage: Eukaryota; Viridiplantae; Streptophyta; Magnoliopsida; Poales; Poaceae
Product: serine/threonine-protein kinase OSR1
Exons: 19
Coding region: 4-1878 (624 amino acids)
Biological process (GO): protein phosphorylation
Molecular function (GO): protein kinase activity; ATP binding; protein serine/threonine kinase activator activity
Source: RefSeq, a predicted model, not a curated record
AUCAUGCGUGAGGCUCAGACGAUGAUCCUCAUAGACCAUCCUAACGUCGUGAAGGCGCUCUGCUCGUUUGCAAAUAACCAAACGUUGUGGGUAGUCAUGCCAUACAUGGCUGGAGGAUCUUGCCUGCACAUAAUGAAAUCGGUCCAGCCAAACGGUUUCGAGGAAGCUGUCAUUGCGACGGUGCUUCGUGAAGUUCUGAAAGGCUUGGAAUAUCUUCAUCAUCACGGGCAUAUACAUCGCGAUGUCAAGGCAGGAAAUAUCCUAGUUGAUUCUCGGGGUGGAGUUAAGCUUGGAGAUUUUGGGGUUUCUGCUUGCCUUUUUGAGUCUGGUGACAGGCAGCGGGCCAGAAAUACUUUUGUGGGAACUCCUUGCUGGAUGGCACCUGAGGUAAUGGAGCAACUACAUGGAUACGAUUUCAAGGCAGACAUAUGGUCCUUUGGAAUUACUGCACUUGAACUUGCUCAUGGUCACGCUCCUUUCUCAAAGUACCCUCCCAUGAAGGUCUUGCUUAUGACACUUCAGAAUGCUCCCCCCGGUCUUGAUUAUGAAAGAGAUAAGAAAUUCUCAAGGCACUUUAAGCAAAUGGUCGCUAUGUGUUUAGUAAAAGAGCCUUCAAAAAGACCGACUGCAACAAAAUUGCUCAAGCAAUCCUUUUUCAAGCAAGCUCGUUCCAGUGAUUACAUUGCUCGAAAGCUUUUGGAAGGAUUGCCUGGCCUUGGUGCUAGAUACCAAGCUUUGAAGGAAAAGGACGAGCAUUUACUUGCUCAAAAGAAAAUUCCUGAUGGUAAAAAGGAAGAAAUCUCGCAGGAUGAAUACAAAAGGGGUAUCAGCAGCUGGAACUUUGACAUCGAUGACCUGAAAUCUCAAGCCUCACUAGUUUCAGACUGCGAGGACGCAGUAUCAUCAAAAGAUACAGAUAUAUCGUCUUUCUAUGACUCAGACACUAACUUGCAGGAGCGAACACAAGACGGGCCUCUGUUUUCAGGAGGCUUCUCAAUAAAGUAUGAUACUGACAUCGAAAAUGAUGUCAUGGCCAAUGAUAAGUCAGCUGUUUCAUCACCUGAGCAGUCCGUUUGUCUAUCAAGGAAUGCAUCUAUGCGUGGAGUUCCAAACGGGGUGCUGGUGAAUGGCCAUGUCAGGAAACGCAACUCUAUGGAAAACUGUGAUUUGGACUUGCAAGAGAAAGAUUCUGAUGCUAUUCCAACAAGUUCGUUUCAUGAAAGAAAGUUUUCUUUCAGUUCUUGCUCAUCUGAUGGAUUUCUUUCUUCCAAAGAGAGCUCUAAGCCGCAAAUCAACAUUCAUAAUCGUGACAAGGGUAACGGAGGGGCCUUGCAAGUAGCAGAUGAGCCAUCUCCUGAAGCUAUUCCGAAGGCACUUAAAUCAUCAGUACCAAAUGUUGAUGAACAUGAUGAUAGAUCGAAGCCUCCACUUAUACAGCAAAGAGGUCGUUUUAAAGUUACACCUGGGCACGUCGAGCUGGACAAGGCUCACCCACCUGGACUACAAAAGUCUCACAGCAUGCAGGCAAUUUCUCACCUUCCUGCAUUAAGCAUACCAUCUUCAGCUGACGCUGCCUCAAGCAUUGUUGGUGGCUCAUUCUACAUCCAAUUAUACAACGUUCUGCAGACAAAUAUGCUUCAGAGGGAACAGAUACUUCAUGCGAUGAAGCAGAUAUAUGGUUCCGAUUUCGCUUCACCUGUUUGCACGUUAAGUCGCUCAGCAUCUCCAUCAUCUACAUUAUCGGUAGACAGAUCCAUGCUGGAAGCAGCACAAGAAAAGGAGAAGGAACUGCUCAAUGAGGUCCUGGAGCUACAGUGGCGGUUAUUGUGUUCACAGGACGAGGUGCAGAGGCUCAAAGCAAAGGCAGCGCAGAUCUGAUCAGUGAUUAUUGUUGGGGAUGUUGCUGCUUGAACUCGAGCUGCGCAUGGAGGGUUAUGAAUGCAUCACCACAUUAACAGAAGGAACAGGUUUGUUGUGGACUUCAGUGUAGGAGAGAGGAAAACAAGAUACAGAUGAUAGAGUUGGUUGCAAGCCUGCAACAAGGCAGUAGUGCUGCAGUUAUUACUUGUAUCUAAAAGAGGAAGCUAACUACUCGUAUAUCUUAGUGUUAGAUACCAAAUGUGUACAUUCUCACUGAUGAAUGGUAUGGUGCUUCAGGUGAGAUUUGUGCUUCCUGUAGUCACCUAAAAAUAAAAUGGUAUGGACGUAUGGUGCUGAUUUUUGUUGGAGCGA